CUCCGGAGAUCUCCAAUGUACAAGGAGUCCCUAUAUCCACCAGCUGGCUUCUUUCUUCUUGGAGACGGGGGGUACCCAUGUCUGCAGCAUCCUCUCACCCUCAUGACGCCAUACCGCCAGCCUGUAGCGGGCCAAGUUGAAGCACGCUUCAACAAGCACCAUGCUAAGGCCAGGAACAUCAUUGAGCGUACCUUUGGAAUGCUAAAAACCCGCUGGCGAGCCAUCUUCCUGAGGGCUUUGGAGAUUCGGCCUCUAUUUGCCCCUAAAGUUAUUGCAGCAUGCUGCAUCCUACACAACCUCUGUCUCUCGACAGAUGAUAUCCUGGAGGAGGAGGAGAAACUUCACGAUGAGGAUGAAGAUCAGGGGAACGUUCCUGAUGAUGAGGAUAGGGAGCUCUCAGGAAAUACUCUCCGUGCCAGACUUGCUGCACAGGUGUCUGCCCCUGGAGAGCUGCCUGCAUGUCUGAGGGAGCAUGAUUACGACUGAGGGGAUAAACCUGAGUGAAUGCCCAGGGACAAUAGAUGCAAAUAAGCUGCUAGCUAACUCAGUUGCAAUUAUUUUAAGUGUGCACUGUCCCUGUCAAAUAAAUAGUGAAUAAAUGAAAAUGAAAUGUAAAUGAAAAUGUUACCUUGAAAAUAUGAAUAUAUUUAUUUGUAUCAUUAUAUUAGUUAGACUGUAAAAUUGUUUAGUUGAUGAAUAAUUAAAAAAUACUGUGUAUGUGG
Molecule: messenger RNA, 722 nt
Organism: Rhinichthys klamathensis goyatoka
Lineage: Eukaryota; Metazoa; Chordata; Actinopteri; Cypriniformes; Leuciscidae
Exons: 2
Coding region: 16-486 (156 amino acids)
Source: RefSeq, a predicted model, not a curated record